AUGCUGAAGCGAAACAACCAAGGUGCUGCAACUCGUGCCACAAAGAGGAGGAAGCCAGCUUUUGAUGAUGCGAGAACACCAGCAGCCGACGCUCCUGGGCGAAAGGCAAAUGAUGACUACACCGUCGGGUGGAUCUGCGCUAUAAGGACGGAGUAUGUUGCCGCACAAGAAUUUCUCGACGAGGAGCACGAAGUACCGGAGUUUGUGUCACCAAACGAUACCAACGACUACACAUUGGGUAGACUUGGGAAGCAUAACGUCGUCAUCGCUGUGUUGCCCGAUGGUGAAUACGGAACGUCUUCCGCGGCCAGUGUAGCGACGAACAUGCUGCACAGCUUCCCCAAUAUCAGAAUAGGUUUAAUGGUCGGCAUUGGCGGCGGUGCACCAAGUGAGAAGCACGACAUUCGUCUGGGCGACAUUGUGAUCAGCGCACCUCGUGACGGCGAGGGCGGGGUGUUCCAGUACGACUUUGGCAAGACGAUCCAGGACCAGGCCUUUCAACACACGGGGUUUUUGAACCAGCCCCCGACAACUCUGCGAACUGCGUUGACGGGAAUCCAGGCCAAGUACGAGAGGAAGGGGCAUCAGCUUGAAGAGGCUAUCAACGACGUUCUCGAGAAGAGUCCGAGGCUACAACGACAAGGAUACAAGCGACCGCCGCCAGAAACUGAUAGGCUAUUUAAGGCCGAAGUUACUUGCGACUCGAGGGGCUGCGCAGCAUUCUGUGCUAAUGACCCAUCAAAUCUGGUACCGCGGCGCGAACGGACGAAACAUGACGAUAAUCCGGCAAUUCAUUACGGCCUGAUUGCUUCAGCAAACCAGUUGAUGAAGGACGCUUUAGUUCGGGAUAGGCUUGCAACGGAGAAGGACGUUCUGUGUUUUGAAAUGGAAGCAGCAGGCCUGAUGAAUCACUUUCCGUGUCUUGUGAUUCGCGGUAUAUGCGACUACUCGGACUCGCAUAAAAACAAGGAGUGGCAAGGAUAUGCAGCAAUGGCGGCGGCUGCCUAUGCGAAAGAUCUUUUAUAUCGGAUCGCCCCAAACAAGGUUGAGGCUGAGAAGAAGAUUGGCGAUAUUCUAUCCGGUAAUUCCAAGGUUGCAGAAGAGAACCGCGACCUUACAAAAGAGCAGCUCCAGGCCCAGAAAGACCUCGCCAAGGAGAGACUGUCCAAAGACGAACAAAAAGAAAAAGAAAAAGAAAAACAAAAGUGUCACCAGCUGUUCCGCCUCACAACUGACGGCAGCGACGCCACGUACGAGUGGUACAAAGGCCGAGUGGAAGAAAGGGUUGAAGGUACCUGCCUGUGGUUACUCAAACACAAGCAUUUCCAGAGCUGGUUGAAACAGGAGUCUGGGCCCUUGCUAGUCACGGCGGAUCCUGGCUGUGGAAAGUCGGUGUUGGCCAAGUACCUGAUCGACCAUGGCCUGCCACGAUCGACAACCAUCUGCUACUUCUUCUUCAAAGACCAAGACCAGAGCACUGUCCGGCAAGCACUUUGCGCACUGCUUCACCAACUCUUCUCUCAGAAGCCGUCUCUGAUCGAGCAUGCCUUGCCACAAUUCCGCAAGGAUGGGCAAGGAUUGAUCAACUCUACAGAAUCGCUGUGGGAGAUUCUACGGAACGCUAUAAAAGAUCCCCAAGCAGGACCCGUAAUCAUGGUCCUUGAUGCCCUGGACGAAUGUGCCGAAUCGGAGUUUGCGGACCUGAUGCGGAAUGUGAGGAGCCAAUCCCGUGGCCAACAGUUGGGCCAUGGCAAGUUGAAGUAUCUUCUAACGUGCCGCCCGUACGAGCAGAUCGUGUCCGAGUUCCACGGCCUAUUGGGCGCUUUUCCAAAUAUCCGUAUACCAGGAGAGGAAGAGUCGGAAGCCAUCAGUAAGGAGGUGAAUCGCGUCAUUACGCACCGGGUCAAUCAGCUGUCGGAGAAGAAGCGCCUCUCGCCCCAAACUGAGAGCCACCUGGAGAAAAGACUACAGGAGACUACCCACCGCACUUAUCUCUGGGUAUACCUUGUAUUUGACUACUUAGAGAAAGAAGACUUUAAAAAGACACCAAAGGGAGUUGAGUCCUCCAUUGCAACACUUCCGAGGAGUAUCAAUGAGGCAUAUGAUCGAAUUCUUAGCAAGUCUAAGGAAGACCCGAUAGUUCGAAAGGCCUUGAGUAUCAUCUUGGCCGCGAGUCGACCGCUAACACUCUCGGAAAUGAACAUUGCCAUGAAUAUAGACAACACAUCACAGUCUUUUCACGACCUCGACCUGGAGAAAGAAAUGGACUUCAAGUUAAAUCUCAGAUCUUGGUGUGGAUUGUUCGUCUCAACCCAUCACGGCAAGAUUUAUUUCCUUCAUCAAACUGCUCGCGAGUUUCUCCUCGCAGAUUUGGCGUCGCCUGCAACUGUUCCGUCAGAGCUACACUGGCAUCACUCCAUCACUACCCGCCACGCACACGCCGUUCUUGCAGAGCUCUGCGUGCGUUAUCUGAACUUCUUUAACUCCGACGUUAGCCUUCCGACAGAUGCGAAUGUAGAAGCCGGCCACUCCGUCGAUAGCCACGCCUUCUUAGAUUACUCGGCCAAAACUUGGGGCGCUCACUUCCGCGAGGCCGAUAUCAUCGAUGACGCUGCCCUUGUACCUCCCGCUCUGAGAAUUUGUGAUCCAGAUUCGAAGAGCUACUCGGCAUGGUUUAGAAUCUAUUGGAAGACUAUAGAUAGGUGGACUAUCCCGUAUUUUACGGAUCUUAUGGUACCGUCGUAUUUUGGACAUAAUGCCGUUGUCAAGCUGCUGCUCGACAAGGGCGCUGACGUCGAGGCGAAGGACAAGAACAACAGGUACGGUGGGACGCCGCUUUGGUGGGCCGCCCAGAACGGGCACGCGGCCGUCGUCAAGCUGCUGCUCGGCAAGGGCGCCGACGUCGAGGCGAAGGACAAGAACAACAGGUACGGUGGGACGCCGCUUUGGUGGGCCGCCCAGAACGGGCACGAGGCCGUCGUCAAGCUGCUGCUCGAGAAGGGCGCCGACGUCGAGGCCAAGGAUAGGGUUGAUGGUCGGACGCCGCUUUGGUGGGCCGCCCAGAGCGGGCACAAGGCCAUCGUCAAGCUGCUGCUCGACAAGGGCGCC
Molecule: messenger RNA, 3108 nt
Organism: Ilyonectria robusta
Lineage: Eukaryota; Fungi; Ascomycota; Sordariomycetes; Hypocreales; Nectriaceae
Exons: 2
Biological process (GO): nucleoside metabolic process
Molecular function (GO): catalytic activity; protein binding
Source: RefSeq, a predicted model, not a curated record